Molecule: messenger RNA, 6725 nt
Organism: Lepisosteus oculatus (spotted gar)
Lineage: Eukaryota; Metazoa; Chordata; Actinopteri; Semionotiformes; Lepisosteidae
Source: RefSeq, a predicted model, not a curated record
CGCAGCGGCGAUCUCCCGCCUCUGCGGGCCUGGCCAAUAGGAGGGCGGCUCGCGAGGGCGCUCGGCGGCGUGACUGGUGAGCGAGCGCUGCCUGCGGUCUCAGUCAAAAGACGCGGCUCAGUCAAAAGACUCGCUUUCCAAUCGCUCCGGUCCGCUAUCGCUUUUGCCCCUCUCUGGACGUGCCUAGGGGGGGGAGUGGUGGCGCUCAUUGGCUGCGCCGGGUGUCAUUUGUGGAGCGCUGUAGCCAGUCGGAGAGCCGUCCGCCGUGUGCGCCCCCUGCCCCUGCCUAAGCAGGCAGAUUUUUGGCGGCGGGGAAGAAGAUGGCGGAAAAUUUGAAAGGGUGCCGCGUGGCGUGCAAGUCCUCGUGGAGCCAGCUGCAGACCCUGUGCCGGCUAGAGAGGGUGGCCUGCAAGGAGCUGGGCAUCACCAAGAAGAACUUCAAUGACUUCGAGGUGGAGUACCUGUGCGACUACAGGAAAACGAAGGAGCGGGAGUUCUUCCUGGUGAAGUGGAAGGGCUACCCGGAGUCGGAGAACAGCUGGGAGCCGCUCAGGAACCUGCGCUGCCUGAAGAUCCUCAAGCAGUUCCGCGAGGACAUGCAGCGGGAGCUGCGCCGGCGGAAGCUGCGCCGCAGCCCCAAGCGGCUGGACCACAGCGUGGCCUCCUUCCUGGCCCAGAAGGCCAAGCAGCGCCUGCGGCUGCAGCGCUGGGAGGCCGACCUGAACAAGACGCGCCAGCACCGGGGCCGCAUCUUCGUGCUCAACGAGGUGGACCUGGACGGGCCGCCCCGGGACUUCACCUACAUCAACAACUACAAGGUCGGGGACGGGAUCGUGCUCAACGAGGUGGCGGUGGGCUGCGAGUGCGCCGACUGCUUCAACAGCCCCGUGAACGGCUGCUGCGCCGGCACCUCCCUCCACAAGUUCGCCUACAACGACCGGGGCCAGGUGCGCCUGCGGGCCGGCCUGCCCAUCUACGAGUGCAACUCGCGCUGCUCCUGCGGGCCCGACUGCCCCAACCGCGUGGUGCAGAAGGGCAUCCAGUACGACCUGUGCAUCUUCAAGACCGACAACGGGCGCGGCUGGGGCGUGCGCACCAUGGAGCGCAUCAGGAAGCACAGCUUCGUCAUGGAGUACGUGGGGGAGAUUAUAACGUCCGAGGAGGCAGAGAGAAGGGGACACAUCUACGACCGGCAGGGCGCCACCUACCUCUUCGACCUGGACUAUGUGGAAGACGUGUACACUGUCGACGCAGCCCACCAUGGCAACAUCUCCCACUUCGUCAACCACAGCUGUAACCCCAACCUGCAGGUGUACAACGUGUUCAUCAACAACCUGGUUGAUCCUGUGGAUGCUGAAAGCACCAAAAUGGAUUCCAAUUUCGGCCUGGCUGGGAUGACUGGAUCGCCCAAGAAGCGGGUUCGAGUGGAGUGCAAGUGUGGGGUGGAGACCUGUCGAAAGUAUUUAUUUUAAUGGAGGACGGAGGUGACUUCUCUCAAAGGCAGCCAAAUUUUAUUGGAGGACGCACUUUGUACAGUUUGUCCUGUUUUAUUGUUUUAGCCUCAGUUCUCUUUUUAUAUGUUUGUUUAUUUCCUGGGAAAUAAUCCUGUAAAACUGAACGGGGGUCCUACCAUUCCUCUUCAACAGGGUUUAAGUGAAAUGAACCUUCUUUUGUAAAAGUGUACAUUGGAAAAUAGGCUUUAUUUUUUUAUUUUUCAUAGUUUUUCAUCUUUGAAAGGCUUUAUGCAAUGAAAAGCUUGUUUGUUAAAGCUGGUAACUGUGUGUAAUUUAUCCAGUAGACCUCUACUGUUUGUUUUUUAGCUAAGGCAGUCUUCAGCCGUUCAAAGGGAAAGUAGUAACAUCGAAAAUAGAAAUGUGUUGUGAAUAAAGUUCACAGAGUCUAGAAGGCGGAGCUGACAUCUGUAUGUUCCCACCAUUCCCUGUUCUCUUCAUUGCAUGUCCUGGCGUUUGCCAAGUCUGCGUAGAGCAGGUUUUCUGAUAGGCUAGUGACAGGGUCUCAGCCUGCAAGAUCAUACCUGCGGCCUUGUCUCUUUGUUGUCCUGCAGAACAUCGCAGGGGCUUGCAAGCCAGUGUGUCGCACUAAAACUGCACGAGCUGCCAAUCAGGCACCAGGAGAUCGAGGUCUGAGCACUCUUUGCCACAAGUGCAUUAACACAAACAUGUGGACCAGCUGUCUUGAUCACACCUGGGAGGCACUCCGCUGAAGUCUCAUUUCUCCUUAAGGGGGUGCAUGUUACACCUGUUGGAGUCAUUUGUGACGCAUACCUUUGAGGGAUUGAUUGUUCUUUGAUCGUCUUUCCUGGUAACACUGAUAAAACCCGUACAAACAUGCCGGCUACAGAGUCAACGGUAUGUAUUCAGGUGUCUGAACAACAGGAUGUGAUGUGGGGAAAGAUAUCGGUGCCGCACGCGUCUCAGAGCACACUGCAAAAUCAGUGGGCACAGUGAUGACUUUGCUUUGGUUCCUGUGUGUGCCACCUCAUUCUGAGCAGAAGCUGGCCUUGAUGGAGAAGUUGGUGCCAGGGACAACGAUAAUCCAAGUGGCACUAGCAGCAGAGAAUCACUCUGCAGCAAAUGUGGGCUGCUCACCAACACUAAGCUUCUUGGGUAAAUCCUUGCUGUAAGUUAAUAACCUCUCUGGCAAGCUUAGAAAGACUGCUUUGGAGAAGUGUUAGUCCUUGUUUUUGAAUAUAUUGCUCUUAUGAUAAAGGCUGUAUGAAAUCGGCCUAUCUGCAAAUAAUGGUUUUCUCAACCAAAAAUUAAGUUCUGAGAAUGAACCCAAAAGAGCCAUGUUUUGGGAGAGCAGGUCAUGUAUCUGAUGAUGAGGACUCUCUUCAAGGAGGUGGUGGGAGAAAACUACACAGCUGGCCAAGGCAGUGUUUCUGUCUCUGACGUUGAGUACAGAAGCUGUGAUAGCAAGAUCUCGUGCCUCACUGGUAGUUACUCCUGUGUGCCCGUGUAUGUGAAGCUCAUCUGUUUGUCAGUUUGGUGCCGUUGUGUAUAUGCGGGUACUAACUCAAGCAUCUCCCCUGUUGUUUGAAAUAGUAAUUCAAAGAUUUUAGAACAAACCCUGUCUGGUAAACAGUACUUAGUCAGCUGUGCCCGUUUGUGUUUGCUGAUCACUCAUUCAUCCUAGUGAUUUGUGGUUAUGAUGACUGAACGAGUUAACUGUGAGACAGGGUGGCAGCAGUGUUGUUGUUAGUAGUGCCGACUGCACGGUGGGCUUGCUUUGCACAUCUGUGUCGUUCUGCACCAGGUCGGGUGACUGGAUAUCUUUGCAGGACAGAAACAUUUCUUAAAAACCGGGCUGCUGAUAUCUUAAAAAAAUAAAUCACGAACGUGGUCACUCGGUAUUUUGAGUGUACUGUGGGGCUUCUGUGCCGCACAGGAGCGGAAGAAAAAGUUGACAGUUAGCCCUCUUAAUCCCCUUCUGUGCAAGUCUCCUAGUGAGCCUAUCUUGGAUGUUACCUCAUUACCUUCCUUAGUUUGUCAUGGUCGUUUUUAAUCCAGGGACAGUUCAGAAAAUGUAACAGUUUUACAGCGGUGUAGGGCUUGAGGUGAGAGGGUGUUAACUCGCUGCUUUCCCUUUAAGCAUCUCCCUCAAUUUUAACACUCCUGUGUCUGAUUAGACUUACAGUACUCUGCAGGUUUAUCCCUACCUCUGAUCAAAUAGGGGUUUUAAACUGCUGCUCAUGUUAUGUGGUGAAUUUUGUCCCUGUCUCGCUGGGAUAUGUUUACAUCUGGCAGUGUGCGUACAGUUUUAUGUAUAGCCCAUUAGUUAAGAUUUGUUUUAGAUAGGUGUAUACUGAGUAUAAAAAAACAUCACUCAUAACAGCAGUGAAUUCAUUGUUGCUACAAAGUGGAUUGUCUUUUUUUGUAGCAGGUGCACUGGUAGAUUUUUUUAACAGACGUGAUGUAGACACACCUAUGAACAGGUCGGCUGUGGAAGUCCAAGGCUAGGAGUGUGUGUGGCCACCCUUGGAGAUAACCCAAGCAGCACAUCUGUGCCUCGUGCUCUGCACCAGGUUGCGGAUGCUGUCGGAAGGGGAUGGAAUCCCACCCUUUCCCAGGGCCGGGACAAGCAUGUGCUGGAGCACAGGGCCCUGAGUGCCGCACCUUGUCUCAGCUCAUUGUACUGAUGCUCGAGGAGGAGCAAGCAGAGCAUCCUUACGUGAGAGAGGCCCUGUGUUGUCCUGCUGGAGUGCCCUCACAUCGGCGGAAAAGGCAGCAAGUGAUCCCAGAAUUUGAGCUGUGUAGCCCUGUGCAGUCAGGUUGCCAUCUGUUACAACAGGUCUAGUUGCAACAGGACUCCACCCUCCUGCCCCAGACCAUCCCUCGUCGGUCGGUUGUGCACAGCAGCUUGUCUCUCUGCACCUCUGUGUUCACUGGCGAUCACCAGGGGACGUCACAGCUAUAGAGCACCUGGCUCCGCUGCAGACGGGUCCACCCUCCAAUACGCCCAUGUCACCAAGGCGGUGAUCUCUUGGUCUGCCAGUUCCGUUGGUUCCUUUUGUUUUUCUUUGUCUUUCACCAGCCCUGACAUUUCAUCAGUGAAGUGCAUCAUCGCCUGAGUUACCAGCUUUCUCGCUAAGGGGGCCAGUGCUGGGGCCACAGUCGGCACUGUUCUGGUGUGUCGAUCAGUCAUCAAUUCAUCCAGCUCAUGCCAAAAUCAUUUAAACCCUAUUUAAAACUGCUCUAGCUUUCCCACAAACGUGCAUGCAUAAAGAGUGAUGUUUCAUUUGAUGCUAGGUACCUUGAGGAGCGUGCAGAGUGUUUUCCAGCAAAACUGGAGAGAAAAAAACUUGCCAGAAAUGGUGUCUUAAUGUUUUUAUGUCCGUUGGGGAAAAAUAGGACUUCCGUCUUGUCUUCUUAAACCGUUUUUUAAAAGAGAAAUUUUAAAAUAGUUGGAGACAUUUAAAGGGAUUGUGCCAAAUAACUUCCGCUAAGUUUGAUUCCUGGAAACGUUUACUUGAAUGUUUGUAUUCGUUUUUCUGAAAUAUUGAGAUCUAGGUGCUGUAAAUUGGUUGUAGAGCAUAUAGAAUGUUUCUUUGUAAGGGCAUGAAAAAGUUACUUUAUUGCAGGCUGGUUGGUCAAGCACAGUGUGCAGCGUAUACGGUUUUUUCAUGUAUAUGAACAGUUGUGGAUUCGGGGAUCAGUCUUGGAUCCAGCACCGUUGUAUUCUAAACUCUGGUUCCGUCGGAGUUUCUUACUCUAUUCUCUCAAGGCCGGCUCUCCCUACCACCUAGGAAAUCUUGGAAAUGUUCUGGCCAGAACUUUAGCCCUGGCCUGAAUUUCCCUGUCUCCCGUCUGUGUGAUGGGGAAGACCUCUCGGGGAGCUGUCUCAAGUGGAGGCCCAUGGUCCGUUUCUUUGGCAGUGGAAUACUGUGGCGUGCCUCCUGCUGAAGCUGGAGGGCGUGUCUGUUCCUGCUCUGGCCUGCACUGUAGCUGAGCAGGUCGCUUUUUCAGGCAGAGCACAGCUCGCUGCGGUUUUGCAUGAUCUCUUCACCGCUGGCUUCAGCCGUCACACGAGCGUCUCCGCAGGUGUUUUCUGAAAGCUUUUUUCAAAACGCGAUCCAGACUGUUCGGGAGGGAGAAAGUACUUUCUUUUGAAAUGUUUUUUUUUUGUAUGUUGGUUGGUUUUGGUAAAUUCCAUUUCCUCAAGGAUAGCAGCUGUGAAAUGUGAAUUAAUCCAUCUAUAUGCUUUAAAUGUUUUUAAUUUUUGAGAAAGUAAUCAUUUUAGUUUUUUUUUUAUUAAUUGCUUUUUGUGCUUCUUAUGUAAUCUUAAACCAGUUACAAGAGUAUUGUUUGGCAGUGGAGCACUGCUUAGAUGGAUCUCAAACUCACUUUUUGGAAGAUGUAGGAUCUUGGAUGUGGGAGGAGGCCCAGAACCUUGAUUGUCUUUUGUGACAUUAAAAUACUACCAGAUGACGAAAUCGGACAAGCACUGUCUUGAGUAUAAAAUAUGCAUCUUUAGUUUACUUUAACAUCUGGAAAAGCUGCUUUUCUUCUCUUCUGCUUUAAAAUAUCACUUUCAUUUUCAACAGCAUUAAAUUAAUCAAAAGAACAUUUACAGUACCUCCUCCCCCACCAAAACAGUCUAAUAUUCCUUUUCCAGUCAGCGUGCAGCAAACCAGGUUAGAAAAGGGUGUUUUAUCCUUUUCUAGGAAAAAGCAUGGCAUCCACCCAUUCAAGGUCAUUCUGCUUGUCCUGGUGAGGGUCGUGGACUGACAGGAGGUGGGUUGCGAAUUCAAUUUCUGUGUGCCCCACUGAAAAGAGAGUUGCAUGCCUUUUGUAGUUCUAGUUUUAAGUGAUUGAGAAAAUCACCACAUAAGGUUAUUGUAAUCCUUUAUCUUUAACGUGUUUCAGCCUGUCCAGACUUGACAGUGUUUAUUGUAAGGGUUCCAUUUAACAGCCUGUAAAUUCUGUGUUCAGACGCAAAAUUGUGGACCCCCUUUCUGCUGCUCCUACCUUGUUUUACCCUGAGCAUUGCUGCGGUGACAUCUCAGUGUCCGUCUGCCAUCUUGGUUGUACUUUAUCUACAAAGCAUAGAGCUCAGUGCUACAAUUUUGCAAGGAUGUGACCCCCGAGUAUUCAGAAAUGUUGUCGAUUUGAAGUGUACUCCAUUUUUGAAAAGCAUCAUGUUUUUUUAUUUUAAAAUUAUGCAUUUUGUAAAAAAAAAGUUGUAAAUAAAAAUCUAUUGUAUAA